ACUCGCGCGCGAACAGUUCGAAAAAGGCGACGAACGGUGUCGCUUGUUGUGCCACUGUGCUGUCAAUUGGGAUAACUUGGAAAAUGCUUAACGCAUGGAAAAUGCCGGCGGCAACAUUUUUUCGUAUCGUAUCGUAAUUAAAUUUUGGGGGCCAGUGAAUUGAAUUCCAAAUUGAAUUUUCUCUAAAAUAAACAUAAAAACAUUAAACAAUUGACCAGUGCAGUGCAAGGUGUGUGUUCCGUUUGUGUUUAUGUUUUCGUAUCCAGCAAUACAACAACAAAAAAAUAAUAAAAUAAAAAUGGAAAAAAAUGGAAAAAUUUGAUUAUGGGCCGUGCUUUGAAUGGAACCAAUAAAUAUUUACAUAAAAUCGCUGCUGCUUAAAAAAAUAACACCAUAUAAAAAUUAUAAUUUAUGAGCGAUUUAAAAUUCUUUUACCCAACAAAUUCAACACACAUUGCUCAUACGCCACGUGAUUUGACAGGUAUUUCCCGGCACACGAGCAAGCAAAUGGAAACCAAAUAGGAAUAGGAAUAGCAAUUCCAUCCAAAUAAAAAAAAAGGAAACGCAACAUUAGUCAGAAUAAACAAAGGGAACGCUAGGCCAAGGACAAAAGGGGACAACGGGAGACUCCCAGAACGCCAGUUAAAAGACUGGUCUCUGUCUCUGUGUGUCUCCGUGGUGAAACAUCCGUCACUCGUCAUGGAAAACAUCGAUGAGCUGCUGGACAGCAAUGACAGCGACCAUGGCAAUGGCGACAUCAGCUACAGCUGGAGCAACUGGAGCACUUUAGCGCCAGCCAUCAUCUACAAUGCAAUGAACAGCGUCAUGGCUGUGGCCAAUCAAACGCCACUUCCUGAUUUCAAUCAAGAUUUCCGACACAACAGUUUGACCUACAAUCUGAGCCGGGUUUUGCCCACUGGCAUUACGGGUCUAACAGCCGGAGAUGUUGGCUUCGGUGUCAAUGGCGAUCACGAGGAUGCCGCAUCGCCGGAUGCCAAGUUUGCCUUCGUGGUCCCGUGGUGGCGUCAGGUGCUCUGGAGCAUACUCUUUGGUGGCAUGGUAAUUGUGGCAACUGGCGGCAAUCUAAUUGUCGUCUGGAUUGUGCUGACCACCAAGCGGAUGCGCACCGUGACCAACUAUUUCAUAGUGAAUCUCUCGAUAGCAGAUGCGAUGGUCUCCAGUCUGAAUGUGACCUUCAACUAUUACUAUAUGCUGGACGGUGAUUGGCCCUUCGGCGAGUUCUACUGCAAGGUAUCGCAAUUCAUAGCCAUGCUGAGUAUCUGUGCAUCGGUGUUCACUCUAAUGGCCAUUUCAAUCGACAGGUACGUGGCAAUUAUGAAACCACUGCAACCGCGGAUGAGCAAACGGCGUAAUUUGGCCAUCGCCGCGGUCAUCUGGCUCUCCUCGACUCUCAUCUCCUGCCCGAUGCUGCUCUUUUUUAAAACCGAAGAGGUGCCGGUGCAGAACACAACACGCAGCGUCUGUUUUCCUGAGUGGCCAGAUGGCCAAACGAAUCACUCGAAGCAGGAGCAUCUCUAUAACAUACUCAUUCUUAUACUCACCUACUUUCUGCCCAUUGUCUCGAUGACGGUCACCUACUCGCGUGUGGGCAUCGAACUGUGGGGCUCCAAGACCAUUGGCGAGUAUACGCCCAGGCAAGUGGAGAAUGUGCGCAGCAAGCGAAGGGUUGUCAAAAUGAUGAUUGUGGUCGUUUUAAUAUUCGGCGUCUGUUGGCUGCCCUUCCACACGUACUUCAUUAUUACAUCCUGUUAUCCGGCCAUCACUGAGGCACCUUUCAUUCAGGAACUAUAUCUCGCAAUCUAUUGGCUGGCCAUGAGCAAUUCCAUGUACAAUCCGAUUAUCUACUGCUGGAUGAAUUCGCGGUUUCGCUAUGGCUUCAAAAUGGUCUUUCGCUGGUGUCCUUUUGUGAAUGUGGGCGCCGAGUCGCUUAACCGCCGAGAUAAUCUCACAUCGCGCUACUCCUGCUCCGGUUCACCCGACCACAAUCGCAUCAAACGGAAUGAUACGCAGAAAUCCAUACUGUAUGCCUGUCCCGGCUCACCGAAAUCGCAUCGAGUUUCGCACUGCGGUCUGCUGCGUAACUCGGUGGGACGAACUGUGGAACAGGUUGCCAGCGAGGGACAGCAAAGGCACUCGAUGCCGGUCAGCAGAAACAGCGGAGGGCCCAUUAGUCUGCGUGGUCACAGAUCGCCGUAUCAGCAGGAGAUGCAGGAACGCUGGAGCAGCGACAAGUGCAGCAGUGGCAUCAACAUGGCAACAGAAAGUCGCACCACAAACCUUUUGCCUUGACAGACAGCAGCGGCAGGAACAUCAGCAACGUCGCCAGAAAGCAUCGAGUUGCAGCUGCAAAUGCAAGUCGUUUGCUCCUCUGGUUACAACAAUAACUAUCGUCGCAUCAACAAUGUGAACAAUGUGGCAAACACAACACAGACAGUGGCUGAUGACAAAACUUGGCUGUAGGUUCCUCUAGCAACCUUCUCCCAAUCAUGUCUCGAAUUUAUGUUUAGCGAAUGGAUACUGUUAAAUACAUAAUUAAUUGAUGUAAAUGUAAACCAAAAGCAAAAUUAAUUGAUAGACUCCACACGUAAACGUCUUACAUGCCAGACAGACAAGUGAGGCAAAUCAAUGAAUUGAAUGAAUGAAAGCGUGCUGCCAACGGGGCGAAUACGUUAUGCGAUUCGUGGAAAUGAUAACUCACUUAUGUUCCGCUGCCAUAUCACAUUUCAUAAGCAUUCAUUGCGGCUACAUUAAAUGCGUGUUUAAUACCAGAAACCAAAAACUAUAUAUAUAUAAUAUAUUAUUUCGUUGAUCUAAGUGCUAAAUAUAAUGGAUAAACCAUAAACCAAAGUCAUCUAUGGAUUUAAAGCAAAAUGAAGACUUUAUAAUUCUAUACGUGUUACACUUGUAUAUAAACUUAAACGUAUCAAAUACUUACUACAUACAUAAUAUAUGGUAACAAUUCUUCAACUCUUUAAGUUAUGCAAAAUUUAUGUGUAAAUAUGAAAAUAAAUUGUAUUUGUUUAGGCACGAUUCAAUGUCUGCCUCUCUGAGAAUUGUGAAUAAAGCGUCUUACUCAAA
Drosophila nasuta is the source of this 3099-nucleotide messenger RNA. RefSeq names its product Tachykinin-like receptor at 99D (gene TkR99D). Bases 700 to 2310 code for a protein of 536 amino acids. The transcript is spliced from 11 exons. Gene Ontology annotation, molecular function: tachykinin receptor activity. Lineage: Eukaryota; Metazoa; Arthropoda; Insecta; Diptera; Drosophilidae. Gene Ontology annotation, cellular component: plasma membrane. Gene Ontology annotation, biological process: G protein-coupled receptor signaling pathway. The record is from RefSeq and is a predicted model, not a curated record.